Penicillium hordei is the source of this 459-nucleotide messenger RNA. It is a transcript of the gene aspf13, whose product is annotated as allergenic cerato-platanin Asp F13. NCBI's taxonomy places the organism in Eukaryota, Fungi, Ascomycota, Eurotiomycetes, Eurotiales, Aspergillaceae. Bases 1 to 459 code for a protein of 152 amino acids. The record is from RefSeq and is a predicted model, not a curated record. The transcript has a single exon.
AUGAAGUCCACCACCGCCUUCACCUCUGCAUUCCUGGCAACUCUCAGCCUUGUUUCUGCUGCCCCGGCUCCGGCGGCAGCGGAAACGGUAUCCGUCUCCUACGACACCAAAUACGAUGUUGGAACAUCCUCUCUGACCACCGUCGCCUGCUCCGAUGGUGUUAACGGCCUGAUUACUGAAGGCUACACCGACUUCGCAUCGCUGCCAAGCUUCCCAAACAUUGGCGGUGCGAUCACCAUCUCAGGCUGGAACAGCCCUAACUGCGGCAAAUGCUACGCGUUGCACUACUCGAACGGCAAGAUCGACAACACAAUCAACGUCAUUGCUGUCGACGCCGCCCCGGGUGGCUUCAACAUCGGUUUGAAAGCCAUGAACACGCUGACCAACGGUCUGGCGGAGCAACUCGGCCGUGUUGACGCCACUUACGUUGAAGUGGAUGCCAGCGCAUGCGGGCUGUGA